This is a messenger RNA of Phalaenopsis equestris, 1135 nucleotides long. RefSeq names its product protein TIC 22-like, chloroplastic. Gene Ontology annotation, biological process: protein transport. Lineage: Eukaryota; Viridiplantae; Streptophyta; Magnoliopsida; Asparagales; Orchidaceae. The transcript has 7 exons. The coding region runs from base 108 to 1034 and encodes 308 amino acids. Gene Ontology annotation, cellular component: chloroplast. The record is from RefSeq and is a predicted model, not a curated record.
ACAGCCCUAACUCUUGUAGCUUUCACUAAACACUACCCCUCUCUCUCUCUCCCCCUCUCUGCUUCCUCUCUCCCGAUUCUUCUAUAGAGUUUUACAUUACCGCCCCCAUGCCGUUCCCAUGGCGAGUCCCCCAAAUGCAGAAUUCCAACACCCUAACUGAUCCAAAACCCAAUAAAAAUCCCUUCUUUCCCCAGUCCCCAAACCCCCUGGCCGCCAUCUUCUCCAACCCCACCGCCGCCUCUUUCAAAACCCAGCUCGAUUCCGCCAUUCAAACCCUUAGCAGCCAAACCAGGAGAGUUCUGCAGCUCAGCUUCUUAAACCCAUCCAUCCUUCCUAAUGGAAUCCCAUCUUUCGCGCGGAUAUCGCCGCCCGGCAUAGGCGGUCGCCGCCGUGCCAUGACGGUCGAAGCAAUCGAGGAGCGGCUCUCCGGCGUGCCUGUGUACACCCUCAGCAAUGCGGCGGAGGAAUUCGUUCUCGUCUCUGGUAUAAGAGCAGAAGGUUCGCUCGGCCUCUUCUGCUUCAAGCAGGAGGACGCCGAGACGCUUCUGGACCAGAUGAAGGCAAUGAAGAAAGACAUGAGCGAAGGUUCCAAGGUCGUUGCCGUCGCUCUCAACAAGGUUUUUCAGCUGAAGGUUGACGGAGUUGCAUUUAGGCUCAUUCCGGAUCCAAAACAAGUUCUGAAUGCGAUUAAGCUGAAAGAGGAGUCUAGGAAGGCUGCUGAUGAUUUUCUUGGAGUGCCAGUAUUUCAGUCAAAGAGCUUGGUCUUGAGGAGUCAGGGUAAAAGCUAUCGCCCAGCCUUCUUCAGGAAGGAGGACCUCGAAGACUUGCUCUUUAAAGCUUCUCGUGAUCAGAGACAAUUAAAUCCUGCCUUCAGGAAGGGUAACAUUGAGGUGUCUGUUCUGGAAGAAAUCAUAUCUGCAAUGAAGGGAAGCUCUGCAUCAGAUUGGGAUGAUGUUGUCUUUAUCCCUCCAGGUUUUGAAGUAGCAACUGCUUUUAGGGAAGAGGCUCAAACCAGUCAGACUAUAAGUUCUUAGAUAAUUAAGACCUUUCCUAUUAUGAACUGAGCCACCCACAAUUUUCCAUAUUUAUAUUCAUACCAUCUUGUUCCUAUGUAUUUGCAUAUGUAACACCUAAA